AUGUUCGCCCGUCUAUCUUCAAGGGUCCUCACUCCUUUCCGUUUCCCCAGACUUUCUGUUGUCCCUGUCACAGGUGCUUCGCGAUCCUUCACCAUGGCCUCCGAUCCCUCCACCUAUAAGUUGAACCACACGAUGUUGCGGGUCAAGGACCCCCAGCGAUCGUUGGAGUUCUACAAGUUCCUCGGUAUGAGCGUGGUCAUCAAGAUGGAUGUCCCGGAAGGAAAGUUCACAAACUACUUCCUGGCCUAUACCGGCCCGAAGUCUCUGAAUGGAGAUUGCCACUUUACCGAUCUCCAAGGUACCGUCGAACUCUGCCACAAUUGGGGUACCGAGAACGACCCCGAGUACAGUGUCGUCAACGGCAACACCGAGCCACACCGAGGCUUCGGCCAUCUCGCCAUCUCCGUCGACAACAUCGAAGUCGCUUGCAAGCGGAUCGAGGAUGCCGGAUAUACGUUUCAGAAGAAGUUGACCGAGGGUCGCAUGCGACACAUCGCCUUUGCGAAGGAUCCCGAUGGAUACUGGGUCGAGAUCAUUAAGCGGGCCGAGGAGAAUCUGUCCACCACCACCGACCCGGGCACCUACCGCAUGAACCACUCCAUGCUGCGUGUCAAGGAUGCCGAGGCCAGUCUCAAAUUCUACCAAGAGUCUAUGGGUAUGACCUUGGUUCGCACAGUCGAGAACCCGGAUGCCAAGUUUAAUCUGUACUUCCUGGCUUAUGCAAAGGUCCCCGCGGACGGCAAAACCUCGGACAUGGAGGGACUGCUGGAAUUGACUUGGAAUUAUGGCACCGAGAAGCAGGAUGGUCCCGUGUAUCACAACGGCAACACCGCGCCCCAGGGCUUCGGUCAUAUCUGCAUCUCCACCGACGAUCUUCAAGGCGCAUGCGAUCGCUUCGAAUCUCUCAAGGUACCUUUCAAGAAGCGUCUCACCGAUGGCAUGAUGAAGAACAUCGCCUUCAUUCUGGACCCUGAUGGAUAUUGGAUUGAGGUGAUCCAAAAUGAACGGAUCAAGCGCACCUCCAACUGCGGCGACCGCAGCAACCGCAUCCCCCCAGCUCGAAGCCCAGCGCAACAACCGCCAACCCCCACGGUCUAUCUUUCGCCAUCGAAAUCCUCCCCGCAAAAAGAAGAGAACAGACGCAGGAACAGCAUUCCAACCAUGUCGCCGGACCCCGAGAAGCCCAAAAAGACGCCGCGGAAGCAUGUUACGACCGCCUGUGUCCCUUGCCGGGAAAGCAAAAUCAGGUGUGACGGUUCCAUGCCGCAUUGUCAGAACUGUGAACGAAAGGGCAAGGAAUGCAAGUACCAGCAUGGCGACGACAAGCGGAAGGUAUCUCUAAGAGCUGCCACGGAGCUCUUUUCAGCCAGAAUCGACCAGCUAUGCCAAUUCAUCGAGGAUCAAGGCUUAGUGCCCCCUCCGAUGGAUCUAGAAGAUGAGGCCGGUAUGAACAGAGUCUUAGACACUCUACAAAUUCCACGCGGAGUCGCAAAGAAUACGACUCUUUCUACAAGUGACCAAAAAUCAGCAGACGAGAUAAGCCCGCCAUUUCACUCCAGGCCAUCCCCGACAACAAGCCCACCACAAACAGCUCAGCCCGGGCAGUCCCAACCCUCAGUCGAAAAAGAGAAUUCCAGCUUAUCGCCUUCGCACAGCAUCGUCGCGAACCAACAAACCGGGGUUUCUCCCUCUGUGGAACCCUGGAACCCUUACGGUAUGGUGCGGGGUGCGCCUGAUAACCAAAACUUUGUACAUUGGGGAUUCACCCUACCCAACGCGGAAAGCCUGGAGAACAUAUACGCGAAUAUCAACGGGGGGUCAGGGAUGAUGGCCAACACAGAUCUUAGCCCGGACACUUUCCAACUCGGCAUGGACAUGGUUCAACAACCAGGCGUUUUACUGGGUCAGGCGCCGACGAAUCUAUCGCACCAGGAUCAUGAUUCCGACAGUGACGAGGAAAACCCAGCAGAGAGCGACGUGAUUGAGCAAUUGUCCAAUCGCAUCGGGACUUUGAAAAUCGCCGGCGAUGGUCAUUUGCGUUUUUAUGGCGCCACUUCGAAUCUUAAUCUCGUCGAUGUUUCUGCGACGCAGCAGCGGCAACGGCCCGAUGCGCGAACCGUGCGUCAUGAUGGCCAGGAUAUCCUUAAUCAUCUUCGCGUUGGUCAGCCGGUUGAUCAGGCCUUGGAGGAUCACCUGGUUGAGCUGUUUUUUACUUGGCAAAAUCCUAGCAUUUACGUCGUUGAUAAGGGGAUGUACAUGACGGCGCGAACAAAAUGGCGGGAAGAAUAUGACGAUACCCCAUUCUACUCGGAGGUUCUUACGAAUGCGAUGUGCGCAAUCGGAAGUGCCUUCGAAGCGCGCUACCAUCCCACAUUUAUCACGUUUCCUAAAUCGUUGGCCGACUUUUUCGCAGAUCGAGCAAAGGCUCUUCUAGAAAUUGAACUAGACACACCUUGUGUUGCGACGGUUCAGGCACUCGUUCUUUUGAGUUGCCACGAGGGUGCAUCUAACCGUGACGCUCGUGGCUGGCUUUAUAGCGGGAUGUCGAUGCGGCUUGCAUUUGAUCUUGGACUGCAUUUAGAUAUGACGACCUAUGUGAAUAAUGGUGAAGUUAGCGCCCACGAGGCGGACGUUCGACGAACAGCUUUUUGGGGCAGCUAUGUCGCUGAUCACUUUUGGGGCUUCUACUUGGGCCGACCAUUCCGGAUGACUGCGGGAGACAUUACUGUCCCGAAACCUGCUGCCACGAUCGGGGCGGAUAAAGACGCCAUUUGGCACCCAUACGGACUCCCGAAAACACCGGAUCCUCUUGGAGACGGUCUCAGAGACACCACUGAACUGAUUUGCCGGCAGUUCGUCAUUCUUUUGGGAGAUGAUCUCUCCCGUAGGACACAUCUUGUGAGUGGCACCAACAUAUAUUGGGUCUCGCCUAUAUCUAACCCGAGGUUCCCAGAAGACCUUUUCGCCUGGAAAACGAAUUUGCCAUCUACUCUCCAGCUCGAUAUUGAUGACGAUGCAACACCGCGACUACCCCAUCUGUUAAUACUCCAUAUGCAAUACCAUCAAAUCAUAAUCUUCUUCCAUCGACCAUGGGUAUCCAAGAAUUACAUCCAACCACGCAGCCCCCGCCAGGGACCAGGCUACCAUCACGCAAGACGCAUGUGCGUCGAAUCAGCCACCGCCAUCGCCCGACUCCUCCACAUCUACGAAAAGCACUACUCCUUCCGCCGAAUGAACAAUCAAGUCGUGGCAAUAAUCUUCAGCGCUGCACUGAUGCUCCUCUUCGUCACCGUCUCCAGCUCCCCACUUAUGCCCAGCAAACCCGGCGAAAUCAGCCAACCACACCCUCGCAAUGCCGAAAUGGUCGCCUAUCUGAACCUUUGCUUCCGCGCCCUCGAUGAGCUGGGCCAGUCGUUUGAAAACGCGAAACGCACCAGGGACUUCCUCGUUACCCUUCAACGACGCUGGCAAGCUCAUAUGCAUCGAUCAGGCCCAGCUUCAAAGAGACAUCUAAGCAGCGCGAAUCUUGCUUCCCUCGACUCACAGAAACAUUCAUCGACUCGUGACUCAAGUCGGCAUGAUGGUCUCGCAUCUGAUUCCUUGCGGAAGAAAUCGCGCCUCUCAAAUAAUCUUGAUAUUUCUCAAUCGCAGCAGAUACAGGCUUCCAUGACUGCGCCUUCUGCUGGAAACGCAUCUUUCGAGACUCAUCAAAAAAAUCCUUCUCAGCAGAACCAGUCUCCUUAUAAUCAGCAGCAGCAACAACAACAUCCCUUUACCGUCCCGUCGUCCGAUGACCUCGAUUGGAACUAUCACUCCGACCUCAACGCCAUAAACGCAAUGGCAGUACCGCAAUUCACCAAUGAUCCCGGUAUGCUUCCUGAUCUCGGUGAUCUUGAGGGAUGGUGGUCGCCGACCGGUAAUUCAUCUGGACUGGGUGGGGCGAAUUUAUAG
Molecule: messenger RNA, 3951 nt
Organism: Penicillium cosmopolitanum
Lineage: Eukaryota; Fungi; Ascomycota; Eurotiomycetes; Eurotiales; Aspergillaceae
Product: transcription factor domain-containing protein
Exons: 12
Coding region: 1-3951 (1316 amino acids)
Biological process (GO): DNA-templated transcription; regulation of DNA-templated transcription
Molecular function (GO): DNA binding; zinc ion binding; lactoylglutathione lyase activity
Source: RefSeq, a predicted model, not a curated record